Molecule: messenger RNA, 836 nt
Organism: Poeciliopsis prolifica (blackstripe livebearer)
Lineage: Eukaryota; Metazoa; Chordata; Actinopteri; Cyprinodontiformes; Poeciliidae
Product: agouti-signaling protein-like
Exons: 5
Coding region: 71-637 (188 amino acids)
Biological process (GO): melanosome organization; positive regulation of melanin biosynthetic process; hormone-mediated signaling pathway
Cellular component (GO): extracellular region
Molecular function (GO): neuropeptide hormone activity; melanocortin receptor binding
Source: RefSeq, a predicted model, not a curated record
AAUAAAUGAAAAUCUAUUUUUAGACCUGAUCAGCAUGAACAAGGUAAUAAAGGGAGGCUUCUGGUGAGGAAUGCGGCUCUGCGGCCCAGAUGCUGCGCAGAGUCACGGCGGCGCGGUCAGGAACGUGUCACGUGACGUGAGCGGCGUCCCGGGAGCUGGACGUCUGGACAGCGUCCUGGGCAGCUCAUUACUCCCACCCUGCGGCUCGCCCGCCUCCAGAUGUGCAUCUGCAUCCCAGCUGGCCGCGCGGGCCGUCGAGAUGCAGGCCUUCCUGCCGCUGGGCUGCUGCGUCAUCGCGCUCACGCAGUGCUGCCUUGGCUCCGCCCACAUGAUCCCUGACGACAGGCUGUCCACCAAUCGGGUCGUUGCGUCCAACGCUCUGUCUCACAGCCUGCAGGUCGACCCGCCUCCUGUUGUUAUUGUGGAAUUGAACAAAUCCACCAGGAAGAAGGAAAAAGGAAGGAAGCAGAAAAAGAAUAAGUUUGCGAGGAAGCGGCCGCCUCCUCCGCCGGACUGCGUCCCGCUCUGGGGAAGCUGCAAAGCUCCCGGCAACGUUUGCUGCGACUUCUGCGCGUUCUGCCAGUGCCGGCUGUUUAAGACGGUGUGUUUGUGCCGGAUGGGGAACCCGCGCUGCUGAGCGGCUGCCGCUGCUUCAGGAAACCUCCUGCAGCGACUCGGUUUGUAACUUUGCCUAAAGUGAAGCACUUUAUGACGAGGUCGGAGCCGCGCCGAGCGAACGCAGCAGGCUUUUCGCACUGAUUCCCGUCUGGAUGGUACUUUAGCUAUCAACAUGUUUAUGGCACACGCAACAAUAAAAAACCUUCGUGGCCAAUCCA